Molecule: messenger RNA, 3011 nt
Organism: Coccidioides immitis RS
Lineage: Eukaryota; Fungi; Ascomycota; Eurotiomycetes; Onygenales; Onygenaceae
Product: pre-mRNA-splicing factor cwc22
Exons: 1
Coding region: 21-2741 (906 amino acids)
Biological process (GO): mRNA splicing, via spliceosome
Cellular component (GO): catalytic step 2 spliceosome
Molecular function (GO): RNA binding; protein binding
Source: RefSeq, a predicted model, not a curated record
CUUUAAACAGCUUUGUGAAAAUGGCGGAUUCUGUAAUGCUGCAAUCAGCAGUACGCCUGCCGACUCCCCCUCCGGGAACCUCCUACGCGCCACAAGCUGUAUCGUCUCGAAAACGUUCGCCAUCGUCGCGUUCGCCUUCACCAGACCGCCGACGCCCUGCCCCCCACGAUUCUUCUCGAAAUGGCCCCCAAACUGAUCUCGACCGCGAAACUGAAAGGGAUCGUCAACUGGCCGAGAGAUUCCGUCAGUUUAAGAAGCCCGAUGGCCGCUUGAAGCCUCUCACGGAUGAGGAAAAACAAGCUGCGGCAAAAGCUGAAUAUGAGAAGUUACUGAACAUGCGCUCUGGAGGCACAUAUAUACCUCCUGCGAAACUUCGCGCUCUGCAGGCGCAGAUAACCGAUAAAUCGAGCAAAGAGUACCAGCGGAUGGCUUGGGAGGCCCUAAAGAAAUCCAUUAAUGGGUUGAUCAACAAAGUCAACAUCUCUAACAUCAAAUACAUCGUUCCAGAGCUUUUUGGAGAAAAUCUUGUUCGUGGCAGGGGUCUCUUUUGCCGAAGUAUAAUGAAAGCGCAGGCUGCCAGUUUGCCCUUCACGCCGAUUUAUGCUGCUAUGGCGGCUAUCGUUAACACCAAACUACCGCAGGUCGGACAGCUAUUGCUUACCCGGUUGAUUGUCCAGUUUCGUAAAGCGUUCAAGCGAAACGACAAGGCUGUGUGCAUUUCCUCAACGACUUUUAUCGCUCAUCUAUGCAACCACCAGGUUGCCCACGAGAUCAUCGCUGCGGAAAUCUUAUUUCGCCUUCUUCAUAAACCUACCGAUGAUAGCGUGGAAAUUGCUGUCGGCCUUACCAGAGAGGUUGGACAGCAUUUGGAGGAAAUGAAUCAAGCCAUUGCUCUCGCGGUGUUUGACCAGUUCAGGCAUAUCCUUCACGAAGCGGACAUCGACAAGCGUGUGCAGUAUAUGAUUGAGGUUCUAUUCCAAGUCCGAAAGGAUCGUUUUAAGGAUAACCCUGCCAUCAAGGAUGAACUUGACCUUGUGGAAGAGGAGGAUCAGAUUACACAUUGUCUUGGUCUUGAUGAUGAGCUCGAGGUCCAAGAUGGUCUCAACGUAUUCAAAUUUGACCCACAGUGGGAGGAGCACGAGGAGGCAUAUAAGAAGCUUAAAGCCGAAAUAUUAGGAGAAGGAAGCGAUGACGAGGAAGAAGAUGGAUCCGACAUAACAUCGGAUGAAGAUGAGGAGGAUGAGGAAGAGCGACAAAUGGACAUUAAAGAUCAGAGCAACACCGACCUGGUCAACCUACGACGAACCAUUUAUCUUACUAUCAUGUCCAGCAUCGACUUUGAAGAAUGCUGUCACAAGCUCAUGAAAAUCAAUCUACCGCCCGGCCAAGAAUCUGAGCUGCCUUCUAUGAUUGUCGAAUGUUGCUCUCAGGAACGGACAUAUUCUAAAUUCUACGGACUCAUUGGAGAGCGCUUUGCGAAGCUCAAUCGCCUAUGGGCUGACCUUUUCGAAGCAGCUUUUGCGAAAUACUAUGACACAAUCCAUCGUUAUGAAACGAAUCGUCUGAGAAAUAUUGCCAGGUUCUUUGGGCACAUGCUUAGCUCUGAUGCGAUUGGGUGGCACGUUCUUUCCGUCAUCCAUCUGAAUGAGGAAGAGACUACGUCAAGUAGUCGUAUAUUCAUCAAGAUCCUAUUCCAGGAUCUUGCCGAAGUACUGGGGAUGCCAAAGCUCCUAGAACGGCUGAAGGAUAACAUACUUCGACCAAGCUUUGAAGGUAUAUUCCCAACUGACAAUCCUCGCAACACUCGGUUCUCCAUCAACUACUUCACCAGUAUUGGAAUGGGUGUUCUCACAGAGGAAAUGCGUGAACACCUUAAAAAUCUUCCGAAACCGACUUUGCCAGCUUUGCCGGCUCCUGCAGACGAAUCCGAAUCCGAAUCUGUGAGCUCAUACUCAAGUUAUUCAUCAUAUACCGGAUCCUCUCGCUCUCGUUCCUACUCUCGGUCUCCGUCUCCUCGACGCAAUCGGGACGAGUCUCGAGGACGUCACAGAUCCUAUACACCAAGAUCACGGAGUACGAGUCGAAGCCGAAGUUAUAGUACGUCGCGUUCCCGCUCUCCACCAGGACGUCGGGGUAGACCGUUGUCAUAUUCUCGAUCCCCAUCUCCCCCAGGAAGAAGAGCCAGGUCUAUCUCGUCUUCUGUUUCGCGCAGGUACACUUCCAGCAGGUCACCUUCGCCAAGUAGGUCGCCCCUCCAACGGCGAAGUGCCAGGCGUUCCUUAUCUCGUUCCCUGACUCCGCCACGUCGGCGAGGAGCGAGCCCUGUUCCCGCUCCACGUUCCAACAGACGCCGAUACAGUCCAUCGCGGUCGCGUUCCCCUUACCGUCGACGUAGCUCUAUGGGAAGGGACAGCUAUUCCAGAUCCCCUUCCCCUGAUAGAGGACCCAAGCGUAGGGUCCGUUCACAAUCCCGGUCCGUAACUCCACCUCGUUAUCGCGAAGAUAGUAGGCCUCGAGGAACCAGGCGCCCUUCGCUUUCGCCUUCGCGCUCGCCCUCGCCCUACACAAGACGUCGACAAAUGAAGAGAUAUCCUCGUUCAUUUUCUCGGUCACUGUCUCGGUCAAGAACACCCCCACCGCGAGCCAAUCGUCGUUCUAGUCCUGGCCGAAGAAGAGACCGAUCUCGAUCCAGAUCAGCAUUGCCCACUCGAGGACGUGCUCGAGCUUCAGACUUUCUAUGAUGCCAGUUAGGGAUAUCGGGUUCCCUUUUGUUUUAAUGAUUACUCUCUUGCUACAGCCUUCAUACCAUAGUUCUGCAAUGGCAAUUAGCUCUACUAUCACUAGGUAAUUUGUUUUAGUCCAUCUCGCUCUUCCUGUCUUGGGGUCUUUUGCGCUUGCUAAAGUUUCAGCGGAGUUUUGUGAGCUGUAUCAAUGCAUCCUUUGAUUCCAUGCAGCAUUUGUAGGUCUAUGUAUUAAGGGACAAUUUAAAUCCAUUUCCUUGGCUUCUAUUA